Molecule: messenger RNA, 595 nt
Organism: Nematolebias whitei (Rio pearlfish)
Lineage: Eukaryota; Metazoa; Chordata; Actinopteri; Cyprinodontiformes; Rivulidae
Gene: stmp1
Product: short transmembrane mitochondrial protein 1
Exons: 3
Coding region: 127-267 (46 amino acids)
Source: RefSeq, a predicted model, not a curated record
UUUACGUCAGUUAGCCAACUGGUUUGGCUAAUUUUGCAGUUCUGAACUUUUUGAACGACCUGAUUUUUGUUUUUACAAUUUCACUCUAUUUUCUUAGAGCGAAUAGCUAACUUCAAUUAUUCCAUCAUGUUGCAGUUUUUGGCUGGCUUCACGUUGGGGAAUAUUGUGGGGAUGUACCUCGCUCAAAAUUAUGAAGUUCCCAACAUAGCCAAGAAAAUUGAAGCUUUCAAGAAGGACGUGGAGGCCAAGAAGAAGCCACCAGAGUGAACAAAGUGGGACCAUGUUACAAGAUCAGACUUAUUUUAAAGAGAAACUAUUUAAAUGUUCUGAACUAUAUUUUGUUUUAUUUAUGGUGUAUGCAUUUACAAAUGGGAUUAUGAGCGACAAUCAGAUGAAAAUGUAAACGAUGCCAUGAAUAGCAUUUGUAUCCAUUCUUAGGAAUCAAUCUAAACACCUUCAAAUUGUUUUUUUGUUUUUUUUAUCAAAAGUAAAAUGGGCAAAGAGUUGAUAAAGUAUAGUAACACUCGUGGGAUCAAGUCGGAGUUCUGUUUGAUGGACUUUGUUUGCAACUCAAGAUAUUAAGUUAAAUAAAUUG